Nymphaea colorata (pocket water lily) is the source of this 1301-nucleotide messenger RNA. RefSeq names its product tropinone reductase homolog At5g06060. Gene Ontology annotation, molecular function: oxidoreductase activity. The transcript has 6 exons. Lineage: Eukaryota; Viridiplantae; Streptophyta; Magnoliopsida; Nymphaeales; Nymphaeaceae. Bases 60 to 863 code for a protein of 267 amino acids. The record is from RefSeq and is a predicted model, not a curated record.
GAUACACGUGACACCAUCUCAAUUGACGCCUCUCACCACUUCGCGGGAAGCGGAGAGAGAUGGCUAUGGCGGGAGGAGGUGGGCAGCGAUGGUCCCUGCAGGGAAUGACGGCCCUCGUUACCGGAGGCACCAGAGGAAUCGGGCGGGCGGUUGUAGAGGAGCUAGCGACGCUCGGUGCCUCGGUUCAUACUUGUUCUCGCAACGAGGCGGAGCUUAAGAAGUGUUUGGCUGAGUGGGAAGCGUCGGGGUUUCGAGUUACGGGCUCUGUCGCCGACGUAUCUUCGCGUCCGGAAAGGGAGAAAUUGCUGGAGGAGGUCGCAAGGGCUUUUGAUGGAAAGCUCAACAUCCUUGUAAACAAUGUUGGGACAAAUAUAAGGAAGCCAACUGUGGAAUAUACAGCGGAUGAUUAUUCAUUUUUAAUGUCGACCAACUUAGAAUCUGCUUACCAUCUCUGCCAACUUGCUCAUUCGCUUUUGAAAAGGUCAGGAAAUGGAAGUAUUGUGCUUGUGUCUUCUGUUGCUGGCGUUGUUGCUCUAAAUUCUGGUUCCAUCUAUGCGGCAAGUAAAGCUGCGAUGAACCAGCUUGCAAAGAAUUUUGCUUGUGAGUGGGCAAAGGACAAUAUCCGUACCAACUCUGUUUCCCCUUGGUAUAUAGAGACAUCGCUCACUGAAAAUUUGUUGAAAAACAAGGAGUUUACUGAAGGAGUAAUCUCCCGCACUCCUUUACAACGAGUUGGAAAUCCUCGGGAGGUCUCUUCUUUGGUAGCAUUUCUUUGCUUGCCUGCUGCUUCAUACAUUACGGGUCAAGAUAUCUGUGUUGAUGGAGGUAUGACAGCAAAUGGCUUCUUUCCACGGAAGGAUUAGUUACAACAUUCUAUCCUUACAUAUUUGUGCUAAUAAAGAAAUGAAACACAGAUCCAAGAGAACCCUUUCUUACUAGGCAGGGGAUAAGCCGGAAGGUGGGGUCACAGGGGAGCGGAAAAGGGCGACCUUACCCCUUCAUGACAUGUUUUUCCAGAAGGAGUGAAGGUUCUAGCCUGGUUCAUAAUGUUUUCCACUGUUUAAUCUAUGUUAUGCUACUUAUAUAUUACCAUUCAUUUCCUAAAAUUCCUUAGAUUUCUUGUCACCAUUUCUUCCACUGUUUAAUCUAUGUUAUGCUACUUAUAUAUUACCAUUCAUUUCCUAAAAUUCCUUAGAUUUCUUGUCACCAUUUCUCAAGAUGGCGUUACAGUAAUCGCAGCACUGCUGGGAUUUCUAGCUUCCUUAUGGAACGUGGUUGGAGAAUCCAAGUUAUUCUUCUUA